Molecule: messenger RNA, 4590 nt
Organism: Peromyscus eremicus (cactus mouse)
Lineage: Eukaryota; Metazoa; Chordata; Mammalia; Rodentia; Cricetidae
Gene: Wapl
Product: WAPL cohesin release factor
Exons: 19
Coding region: 488-4066 (1192 amino acids)
Biological process (GO): regulation of chromosome condensation
Source: RefSeq, a predicted model, not a curated record
GCGCGGGGCCUGUGGGAAGCGGAGUGACGGAGCGAGCGGCUGUUGGAGGAAGGAGGUGGGGGCCGGGAGCGCAAAUGGCGUUGAGAUGGUUCAGGGCCCUGUUCAAACUCCAGCGCUGACCAUUCACCGGCGGAGGCGGCGGCGCAGAAGGCGGCGGCGGCCCAGUGGGGGCACGUAGCAGGCUCGGCACCGGCGGCGGCCGCCAGGGAGGCCUAGGCUCUGCCCGGCCGGCGCGCCUGAGGUGGGGAGGGAAGUUGCGGAGCCGCCGCUCCUCCCCCCGCUCGACCGGGCUUCCUAUUUACCGAAGCGGAGCCGCGGGCUGUGACGGCAGCAGAGCCCCUCGCCUCUCGGGGCGCACCGGUCGGCGCUGUUCUCCCGCGCGGGGCUCCCGCGCCCGCCCGUGGGCCGUUGGGAGCGGGAGAGGCGGAGGCGGCCCGAGGCCAAAGCACCCGCCAGGCGCCGAGGGGAAUAUGAAACAGGUGUCAAAAUGACAUCCAGAUUUGGAAAAACUUACAGUAGGAAAGGAGGAAAUGGCAGUUCAAAAUUUGAUGAAGUUUUUUCCAACAAACGGACUACUCUUAGUACAAAAUGGGGAGAGACCACAUUUAUGGCUAAAUUAGGGCAAAAGAGGCCCAAUUUCAAAGCAGAUAUCCAAGAAAUUCCGAAGAAACCUAAAGUAGAAGAAGAAGAUACUGGAGAUCCUUUUGGUUUUGAUAGUGAUGAUGAGUCUAUACCUGUUUCUUCAAAAAAUUUAGCCCAGGGUAAGGGUUCAUCUAGUGAAGCUGCUCAGCCGGAAGAAGCCACGUCUGUACUUGAAGCUAAUAGCACAUUUAGUCAUGUGGUGGGUGAAGACAGUUUGGCCUCGGAUAAAUGCUUGCUUACGGAGGAUGCUUUGAUUGGGAAAGAAAAGAGCACACAUAGAGUCUCGGAAGACAGUGCAAACAAAAGUAGUUGUGCUAAAUUAAUAACUUCAGAUAAAGUGGAGAAUUUUAGUGAAGAACAUGAAAAAAAUAGUCACCAUUUCCAUAAAAAUGCUGAAGAUAGUACUAAGAAACCCAAUACAGAAACCACAGUGGCUUCUGAAUAUAAAGCUGACGAAAUUAAGGAAACAAAUGAUACUUGGAAUGCCCAGUCUGGGAAAAGAUCAGAGUCUCCAUCUGAAAGUUGUCCAAGCAAAGGACCUGUAAGAACUGGUUUAUAUGAGUGGGAUAAUGAUUUUGAAGAUAUCAGAACAGAAGACUGUAUUCUGAAUUUGAAUAGUGAUUCUCUUUUGGAGAUGAAGGAUGAGGAUUUAAAAAACCGAUUGGAAAAUCUAAAUGAAGCCAUUGAAGAAGAUAUUAUACAAAGUGUUCUUAGGCCAAGCAACUGUAGGACGUACUGUAGGGCCAAUAAAGCGAAAUCCUCACAGGGAGCAUCCAAUUUCGAUAAGCUAAUGGAUGGCACCAGUCAGGCCUUAGCCAAAGCAAACAGUGAAUCAAGUAAAGAUGGCCUGAAUCAGGCAAAGAAAGGUGGUGUAAGUUGUGGGACCACUUUUAGAGGAACAGUUGGACGGACUAGAGAUUACACUGUUUUACAUCCAUCUUGCUUGUCAGUUUGUAAUGUCACCAUCCAGGAUACCAUGGAACGGAGUAUGGAUGAGUUCACGGCAUCUACUCCUGCAGAUUUAGGAGAGGCUGGCCGGCUCAGGAAAAAGGCAGAUAUUGCAACUUCCAAGACCACUACUCGAUUUCGACCUAGUAAUACUAAAUCCAAAAAGGAUGUUAAACUUGAAUUUUUUGGUUUUGAAGAUCAUGAUGAGACAGGAGGUGAUGAAGGGGGUUCUGGAAGUUCUAAUUACAAAAUUAAAUAUUUUGGCUUUGACGAUCUCAGUGAAAGUGAAGAAGAUGAUGAUGAUGACUGUCAAGUGGAAAGAAAGACAAACAAAAAAAGAACUAAAACAGCUCCAUCACCUUCCCUGCAGCCUCCCCCUGAAAGCAAUGACAGUUCCCAGGAUAGUCAGCCUAGUACUAAUAGUGCAGAAAACUUGGAUUUUACAGAGGACUUGCCUGGUGUGCCUGAGAGUGUGAAGAAGCCCAUAAGUAAACAAGGAGAUAAAUCCAAGGAAAAUACCAGAAAGAUUUUUAGUGGUCCCAAACGGUCACCUACAAAAGCUGUAUAUAAUGCCAGGCAUUGGAACCAUCCAGACUCAGAAGAACUGCCUGGACCACCAGUAGUAAAACCUCAGAAUGUCACAGUGAGGCUGUCUUCAAAGGAACCAAAUCAAAAAGAUGAUGGAGUUUUUAAGGCUCCUGCACCACCACUCAAAGUGAUAAAAACUGUGACAAUACCUACUCAGCCCUACCAAGAUAUAGUUACUGCACUGAAAUGCAGAAAAGAAGACAAAGAAUUAUAUACUGUUGUUCAGCACGUGAAGCACUUCAAUGAUGUGGUGGAAUUUGGUGAAAAUCAAGAGUUCACUGAUGACAUUGAAUACUUGUUAAGUGGCUUAAAGAGUACUCAGCCUCUAAACACACGUUGCCUUAGUGUUAUUAGCUUGGCUACUAAAUGUGCCAUGCCCAGUUUUCGAAUGCACCUGAGAGCACAUGGGAUGGUCGCAAUGGUCUUUAAAACCUUGGAUGAUUCUCAGCACCAUCAGAAUCUGUCCCUCUGUACAGCUGCUCUCAUGUACAUAUUGAGUAGAGAUCGUUUGAACAUGGAUCUUGAUAGGGCCAGCCUAGAUCUCAUGAUUCGACUUUUGGAACUGGAACAAGAUGUUUCUUCAGCUAAGCUACUGAAUGAAAAAGACAUGAACAAGAUCAAAGAAAAAAUCCGAAGACUCUGUGAAACUGUGCACAAUAAACAUCUUGAUCUAGAAAAUAUAACGACUGGUCAUUUAGCUAUGGAGACAUUGCUGUCCCUUACUUCCAAACGAGCAGGAGAUUGGUUUAAAGAAGAGCUCCGGCUUCUGGGUGGUCUGGAUCAUAUUGUAGAUAAAGUAAAAGAGUGCGUGGAUCAUUUAAGUAGAGAUGAGGAUGAAGAGAAACUAGUAGCCUCUUUAUGGGGAGCAGAGAGAUGUUUACGAGUUUUAGAGAGUGUAACAGUGCAUAAUCCAGAGAAUCAAAGCUACUUGAUAGCCUAUAAAGAUUCACAACUCAUUAUUUCAUCAGCUAAAGCAUUACAGCAUUGUGAAGAACUGAUUCAGCAGUAUAACCGCGCUGAGAACAGCAUAUGCAUAGCAGACAGUAAACCUCUGCCUUACCAGAAUGUAACUAACCACGUGGGCAAAGCAGUGGAGGACUGCAUGAGGGCUAUCAUUGGGGUAUUGCUCAAUUUAACUAAUGAUAAUGAGUGGGGCAGCACGAAGACAGGAGAACAAGAUGGACUUAUAGGCACAGCCAUGAACUGUGUCCUUCAGGUUCCCAAGUACCUACCUCAGGAGCAGAGAUUCGAUAUUCGAGUGCUGGGAUUGGGUCUACUGAUAAAUCUGGUGGAGUAUAGUGCCCGGAAUCGACACUGCCUUGUCAAUAUGGAAACAUCCUGUUCCUUUGAUUCUUCCUUCUCUAGUGGAGAAGGAGAUCAGAGUUUAAGGCUAGCUGGACAAGUUCAUGCUGUUCAGGCAUUAGUACAGCUAUUUCUCGAACGAGAGCGAGCAGCACAGUUGGCAGAAAGUAAAACAGAUGAAUUGAUCAAAGAUGCUCCCACCACUCAGCAUGAUAAGAGUGGAGAGUGGCAAGAAACAAGUGGAGAAAUACAGUGGGUGUCAACUGAAAGGACUGAUGGUGCAGAGGAGAAGCAGAAGAAGGAGGAGGAGGAUGAAGAACUCGACCUCAAUAAAGCCCUUCAACAUGCUGGCAAACACAUGGAGGAUUGUAUCGUGGCCUCCUACACAGCCUUGCUUCUUGGGUGUCUCUGCCAGGAAAGUCCGAUCAAUGUAACUACAGUGAGGGAAUACCUUCCAGAAGGAGAUUUCUCUAUAAUGACAGAGAUGCUUAAAAAAUUCUUAAGUUUCAUGAAUCUUACUUGUGCUGUUGGAACAACAGGCCAGAAGUCUAUUUCUAGAGUGAUUGAAUAUUUGGAACAUUGCUAGCUGCUUUACCUUUGCUUCAGGUGCUUGGUAAUGCUGGAGCUAUCCUUAGACAAAGAAAAGUCAUGAAAGAAGUCCUUGAAGAUAUACCAAGAACAUUCAUCAGUAUCAUUCGUGUUUGGAUUUUUAUGACCACCCGAUUUCUUCAUCAUCAUGCAUUCUGCAUUUGCUAAAUGACAGUUACUACAUCAAUCUGCAGCUAUCAAAAAUGAGGGAACGGUUCAGGCUGUUAACAAUCCCAUGCAGUAUUUCAGUACACUUACUUGGCAGAGUCUAUACCCUCCCCUGGGUUCCUUGCUUUCUUCUCAGCAAGGUUGAAAGGGGGAACUUGCUGCUGUUAGUGCAACUGCUGUGUAUGUGGAGCCACUGUUGUCAUGGCAGUCAGGUGCAAAGGCAGCUUAGCUACUGAGGUAGUGAAUGUUCGAGGACAUUCGAGACAACAGCUUAGUUCCUUUUUCAGGCUCAUUUGCUUUUGCUUUUUGUUGAAUGAUUCCAAUCGUAAAUAAAGCUUUUAAUAAUUUUGUGAA